Molecule: messenger RNA, 363 nt
Organism: Knipowitschia caucasica
Lineage: Eukaryota; Metazoa; Chordata; Actinopteri; Gobiiformes; Gobiidae
Source: the annotation of a GenBank genome assembly
AUGAGCGAUGGCCAGCUCUCCUCUCGUCUGUCUUUGGAGCGUAAACGUGGCCUGUCUCAUGCUAACGCUGCUGCUGGGACGGGGGACAGAGGAGGAAGUGGACUCAGGACUGGUGUAUUGUGUGUUCUGACGGAUCACUGCCCCUCUGAGACCUGCUGGGGAUCUGCUCACAAGACGGAGAGCCCUCUGAUCCGUUUCCGAGACAGUAGAUCACAAGCCCCGCCCCCUGGCUCCUGCAGAUGUGGUAAAAAGAUGGAGACAAGAUGGUUUGGAACUCGGCUCUCCGCCUCUUUGUAUCAAAGACUGAGUGUGACGCGUUCCUGCAAAGCUGUUCAGAGAUGUAAUGGGAUUGUGAGGAGUUGA